GUGUUUCAGCAUGGGGUGGGGUGCCCCCUGACAGGCUUUUAAAAGGCCUGGAUGCCAAUGCACAUUCCAACACUAUCCACAAAAAGGAGACUGGAGCAGUGCUCUUGCCUGCGUUGGGCAAGGAGACUGUCCCUCCCUGCCUACCCUCUUGCCUGCCCUGUUUUGUGGGAGAACUAUAAGUAAAUACUAGAGAGGCAGUGGGGAAGACAGGGUGUUUAAAUUCCUCCCCAGAGUUUCCUUUCUUUGAUGUAUGUUGCAUCCUUUAAGCAAGUUGUGCAAAAUGGCUGCAGGGUCGAUUGGCUCUCCCUUUUAAAGCUCUCCAUCCGGCUGGGUUUAUUUGUAAAUAUUGCAUCUAUCCUUCUCAGUGUUUUAAGACUGGCUGGAAAGACUCUUCUUACUGUAGGUUGGGUCAGUGUGAGAGAUCUAAAAAAUCAUUUUCCCUUAAAAUUACUGUAUUUUAAUAAAAGGAUUGGGCAGGGGCUGGUACGAGAGAAAACUGGUCCUUCAAAAUAUAAAACUGUCAUACUUAAACGAGCUUACAAAAUAUGUGUUUAAUUAUGUGGUGGGAUGUGUGUAGGUGUAUGAUGAGAGAGGCAACCAACCAACAUGGCGUUUUGGGGUGCAAGGAUAUGGGAACAGGCAAGUAAUUUUCACAUUGGACUUUGAUCUUAGGGAGCUGGGUUCUAGUCACAGCUCUGAGCUGUGUGACCUUGGGUGGGUCCCAUCUCCCCGGGCUGUUGUUUCCCCAGUUGAACAAUAUGAGGAUGAGUCACAGCUAACAUUUGUUCCAUGAUAUUUACCCAGCACCAUACAAGUGUUUUUCUGUCCUCCCAGUUACCACCAAGGUGGGUAGUAUUAUAUGCCCAUUUUAGAGAGGAGGAAACUGAAGCCCGAAGAAGUUAAAUACUUGUCCCAGAACACACAGCUGGUAAGUGGCAGACCUGGAAUUGGAAUCUAGUUCAGUUUGAUUCCCCAGUCCAUGCUCUUGACCACUGUAUUGUUUUUUCAAGUCCAGAUCUAAAAUCUCAUUUUUUUGUGUGAUUUGUGUGUUUGGGGCAGGGGUAACUAAUUCUUGACUACUCCAUAUGCUGCAUAGAACCUGGAGAGGAUUUUUCAAAGUAAAUGAAUCCCGAAAGCUGGAUUGCAGAGCAAACGAAUGCAGUCACUUCAGCCAGGGGCUUGCAAGAGGGAGAAAGAGAAAAAGACUGUGGAAUGGAAAGUUUCCCAACUCAAGCCUUUCCCAAGGGGUAGCCAUUCUCUGUUCUACAGUUUAGGGCUUGCAUGUGCUUUUUUCUGGAGUGGAAAAAUACAUAAGUUAUAAGGAAUUUAACAGACAGAAAGGCGCACAGAGGAAUUUAAAGGGUAGGCUGGGGGGCGAGGCAGUGGGCGGGAGACGAACGGGCGCGGGUGGGGGGGGGGCGGGGGGGAAACACUGUUUUCCAAGCUAAGCCGCGGCAAAUAAAAAGGCGUAAAGGGAGAGAAGUUGGUGCUCAACGUGAGCCAGGAGCAGCGUCCCGGCUCCUCCCCUGCUCGUUUUAAAAGCACUUCUUGUAUUGUUUUUAAGGUGAGAAAUAGGAAAGAAAGCGCCGGCUUGUGCGCUCGCUGCCUGCCUCGCUGGCUGUCUGCUUUUGCAGGGCUGCUGGGAGUUUUUAAGCUCUGUGAGAAUCCUGGGAGUUGGUGAUGUCAGACUAGUUGGGUCAUUUGAAGGUUAGCAGCCCGGGUAGGGUUCACCGAAAGUUCACUCGCAUAUAUUAGGCAAUUCAAUCUUUCAUUCUGUGUGACAGAAGUAGUAGGAAGUGAGCUGUUCAGAGGCAGGAGGGUCUAUUCUUUGCCAAAGGGGGGACCAGAAUUCCCCCAUGCGAGCUGUUUGAGGACUGGGAUGCCGAGAACGCGAGCGAUCCGAGCAGGGUUUGUCUGGGCACCGUCGGGGUAGGAUCCGGAACGCAUUCGGAAGGCUUUUUGCAAGCAUUUACUUGGAAGGAGAACUUGGGAUCUUUCUGGGAACCCCCCGCCCCGGCUGGAUUGGCCGAGCAAGCCUGGAAAAUGGUAAAUGAUCAUUUGGAUCAAUUACAGGCUUUUAGCUGGCUUGUCUGUCAUAAUUCAUGAUUCGGGGCUGGGAAAAAGACCAACAGCCUACGUGCCAAAAAAGGGGCAGAGUUUGAUGGAGUUGGGUGGACUUUUCUAUGCCAUUUGCCUCCACACCUAGAGGAUAAGCACUUUUGCAGACAUUCAGUGCAGGGGAGAUCAUGUUUGACUGUAUGGAUGUUCUGUCAGUGAGUCCUGGGCAAAUCCUGGAUUUCUACACUGCGAGUCCGUCUUCCUGCAUGCUCCAGGAGAAAGCUCUCAAAGCAUGCUUCAGUGGAUUGACCCAAACCGAAUGGCAGCAUCGGCACACUGCUCAAUCAAUUGAAACACAGAGCACCAGCUCUGAGGAACUCGUCCCAAGCCCCCCAUCUCCACUUCCUCCCCCUCGAGUGUACAAACCCUGCUUCGUCUGCCAGGACAAAUCAUCAGGGUACCACUAUGGGGUCAGCGCCUGUGAGGGAUGUAAGGGCUUCUUCCGCAGAAGUAUUCAGAAGAAUAUGAUUUACACUUGUCACCGAGAUAAGAACUGUGUUAUUAAUAAAGUCACCAGGAAUCGAUGCCAAUACUGUCGACUCCAGAAGUGCUUUGAAGUGGGAAUGUCCAAAGAAUCUGUCAGGAAUGACAGGAACAAGAAAAAGAAGGAGACUUCGAAGCAAGAAUGCACAGAGAGCUAUGAAAUGACAGCUGAGCUGGACGAUCUCACAGAGAAGAUCCGAAAAGCUCACCAGGAAACUUUCCCGUCGCUCUGCCAGCUGGGUAAAUACACCACGAAUUCCAGUGCUGACCAUCGAGUCCGACUGGACCUGGGCCUCUGGGACAAAUUCAGUGAACUGGCCACCAAGUGCAUUAUUAAGAUCGUGGAGUUUGCUAAACGUCUGCCUGGUUUCACUGGCUUGACCAUCGCAGACCAAAUCACCCUGCUGAAGGCCGCCUGCCUGGACAUCCUGAUUCUUAGAAUUUGCACCAGGUAUACCCCAGAACAAGACACCAUGACUUUUUCAGACGGCCUUACCCUAAAUCGAACUCAGAUGCACAAUGCUGGAUUUGGUCCUCUGACUGACCUUGUGUUCACCUUUGCCAACCAGCUCCUGCCUUUGGAAAUGGAUGACACAGAAACAGGCCUUCUCAGUGCCAUCUGCUUAAUCUGUGGAGACCGCCAGGACCUUGAGGAACCGACAAAAGUAGAUAAACUACAAGAACCAUUGCUGGAAGCACUAAAAAUUUAUAUCAGAAAAAGACGACCCAGCAAGCCUCACAUGUUUCCAAAGAUCUUAAUGAAAAUCACAGAUCUCCGUAGCAUCAGUGCUAAAGGUGCAGAACGUGUAAUUACCUUGAAAAUGGAAAUUCCUGGAUCAAUGCCACCUCUCAUUCAAGAAAUGCUGGAGAAUUCUGAAGGACAUGAACCCUUGACCCCAAGUUCAAGUGGGAACACAGCAGAGCACAGUCCUAGCAUCUCACCCAGCUCAGUGGAAAACAGUGGGGUCAGUCAGUCACCACUUGUGCAAUAAGACAUUUUCUAGCUACUUCAAACAUUCCCCAGUACCUUCAGUUCCAGGAUUUAAAAUGCAAGAAAAAAACAUUUUUACUGCUGCUUAGUUUUUGGACUGAAAAUAUAUUAAAACUCAAGAAGGACCAAGAAGUUUUCGUAUGUAUCAAUAUAUAUACUCCUCACUGUGUAACUUACCUAGAAAUACAAACUUUUCAAAUUCUAAAAAAAUCAGCCAUUUCAUGCAACCAGAAACUAGUUAAAAGCUUCUAUUUUCCUCUUUGAACACUCAAGAUUGCAUGGCAAAGACCCAGUCAAAAUGAUUUACCCCUGGUUAAGUUUCUGAAGACUUUGUACAUACAGAAGUAUGGCUCUGUUCUUUCUAUACUGUAUGUUUGGUGCUUUCCUUUUGUCUUGCAUACUCAAAAUAACCAUGACACCAAGGUUAUGAAAUAGACUACUGUACAUGUCCACCUAUGUUCAAAAAGAUAACUGUCUUGCUUUCAUGGAAUAGUCAAGACAUCAAGGUAAGGAAACAGGACUAUUGUACAGUAUGACAAGACUGAAGAUAUUCUAAUUUAGUUAGUAUGGAAGCUUGUCUUUGCUCUUUCUGAUGCUCUCAAACGGCAUCAUCUUUUAUUUCAUGUUGCCCAGUAAAAGUAUACAAAUUCCCUGCACUAGCAGAAGAGAAUUCUGUAUCAGUGUAACUGCCAGUUCAGUUAAUCAAAUGUCAUUUGUUCAAUUGUUAAUGUCACUUUAAAUUAAAAGUGGUUUAUUACUUGUUUAAUGACAUUACACAGUUUAAAAAAAAAAAUUUUUUUACAGUAAUGAUAGCCUCCAAGGCAGAAACACUUUUCAGUGUUAAGUUUUUGUUUACCUGUUCACAAGCCAUUAGGGAAAUUUCAUGGGAUAAUUAGCAGGCUGGUCUACCACCUGGACCAUGUAACUCUAGUGUCCUUCCUGGUUCAUGCCUGAUAUUGGGAUUUUUUUUUUCCAGCCUUCUUGAUGCCAAGGGGCUAAUAUUAACUCCCAAAGACACAGGCAUAGAAUCUGACUCCUUUGACCUUGUUCAAUCACUAUGAAGCAGAGUGAAAGCUGUGGUAGAGUGGUUAACAGAUACAAGUGUCAGUUUCUUAGUUCUCAUUUAAGCACUAGUGGAAUUUUUUUUUUUUUUUUUUUGAUAUACUAGCAAGUCUGUGAUGUACUUUCACUGGCUCUGUUUGUACAUUGAGAUUGUUUGUUUAACAAUGCUUUCUAUGUUCAUAUACUGUUUACCUUUUUCCAUGGAGUCUCCUGGCAAAGAAUAAAAUAUAUUUAUUUUAAA
Molecule: messenger RNA, 4895 nt
Organism: Chlorocebus sabaeus (green monkey)
Lineage: Eukaryota; Metazoa; Chordata; Mammalia; Primates; Cercopithecidae
Gene: RARB
Product: retinoic acid receptor beta
Biological process (GO): regulation of transcription by RNA polymerase II; cellular response to corticotropin-releasing hormone stimulus; retinoic acid receptor signaling pathway
Cellular component (GO): nucleus; transcription regulator complex
Molecular function (GO): nuclear receptor activity; RNA polymerase II cis-regulatory region sequence-specific DNA binding; zinc ion binding
Source: RefSeq, a predicted model, not a curated record